AUGGGAAACAUGGGGUCGAUUGGUUCAGACAUAAAGGAGCAAUCAAAAAUUGAUUUAUCCUAUAAUGAAGCUUCCAGUUCCCGACCACAAAUUACAAGGAAAAUUAGUCAAUCGAUUCAUUCGAAAAACGCAAA
This is a messenger RNA of Acanthocheilonema viteae, 134 nucleotides long. The record is from the annotation of a GenBank genome assembly. NCBI's taxonomy places the organism in Eukaryota, Metazoa, Nematoda, Chromadorea, Rhabditida, Onchocercidae.